This is a messenger RNA of Panicum virgatum (switchgrass), 829 nucleotides long. RefSeq lists its product as uncharacterized. The record is from RefSeq and is a predicted model, not a curated record. Lineage: Eukaryota; Viridiplantae; Streptophyta; Magnoliopsida; Poales; Poaceae. Bases 103 to 543 code for a protein of 146 amino acids. The transcript has 5 exons.
CCUCCACUUCUCCCCCGUCCCCACCCUUCUUCCCAAAACCCCAGCCUCUAUUCUCCGCUACCACCCUUUCCCCUCUCCACGGCGCGCACGAGCCUCUCUCCCAUGGCGGCGGCGGCGGCGGCGGCGGCGAUGGCUGCGGGAAGAUACGUUCUAGCGCAGUUCGUUGACGUGGCGGCAAGGGCCAAGAAGAGUGCUUUGCGCCCAACAUUCCUGGUCAUGCUUGUGCUGUACCCAGUUGUGAUCUUUUUCACGCUUGGGGUUCGCAUUUCGCAUCUUGAAGCUGUGAGCUUAGUCCCGUCUGGUUCCGGUGGCCUGACCUUCGAUGGAGUCGUCUUCUUCCGCACAUGCAUCUCCUUCAUCCUGUACUCUCUGAUCCAUGCAUGCCUCCUAGCCUACAUGAUGGUGCCUCAGAGUGCUCCUGGUGCGCCCAGGAUGGCAAGAGCAUUCUCGUGGUUCGCUCCCCUCACCUUCUGGUUGUGCUCAUUCUUGUACUUCUACACCUACGCGGACAUGACCAGGUACGGCACCCACGUCUCCGAUUGAAUCGCCAUGGGAGUCGGGUCUGUUGGCAUUCUGGCCAUCACCUUGUUCCUCAUCCGUACACCACUGUAGCUGGACAAUGCUAUCACUGAUGGUGAUCAUGAGGCUUGACGGAGCUGAGAAAUAACCUUGGUUUGGUGGUAGAUGUAAUGCUGAUCUAGCUGGAGUUGUAUUAGAGAAAUUAAACUUUUUCAUUUAGGCAUGAGUGACUACAAGUCCUCUUUUUAUGUAAUGGAUAUAUAUGUCUAUUUAUCUAUCCUUGGUAUUGAACUUAUAUUUUGCUUGGAGA